AUGCCUGCAAAAAUUGUAUACGGAAAGAAGAGGAACGGAGAGCGGGCGGCAUUUACAAAAUUCCUGUCUCCCGAGAAAGAGGCUGCCCACAGAGAAGUCGAGGACAAAAAUGUGACUAGCGGCACAGCACGUGAUCGGCGGCGGUCAACACAAAUAGAAAGAGACGAUAUCUCGGUGUUGGAGCAGGGAUUGGGGAAACUACGGAUAGAGCAGACACAGCCUACGGAAGAUGAGGGUACCUCACGGAAACGAUCACAAUCACGGAAAGCGAAACCUGAGCGCAUUGAAGUUACUACGAAAGAGAAUGUUGUCCCGUUUGAGGAUGUGUUGGAACAAGACAUGCAAGCUCUAUCAAUCAAAGCCCCGAAGGAGGACGAGUCCAAGCUACUCAAGGAGCCACGUAAACCCCGAAAGGUACUAAGCGACCGCAACAUCAACGCCAUGAACAAUGCCCACGAACUAGACCGAUCAACCCUGAAACCGAAGAAAGAGAAGAAACGUGUGGUGCCUAUUGCGGUGGCCCAAGACGUUGUUGCCACACCUAUAAUAACUCCAGUACAGAUAGAUCCAGUUCGUUCAAAACAAGCGUCGAUACAACGAGCAACAUGCUUACCUACGCCUGAGCCGACACCGGAGCCUGAAGAUGUCUACACCUCUUAUGCCUCCCCGCUGCUGGCGCUCAGCGAUAGAAAGAAGGUGAUAGGGUUUCAGGAGUGGUCAGACGAGCUGGCACCGCACUUUGAAGUCACCAAGAUUGCAGAAGCUUCCUUCUCGGAGGUAUACAGGCUGUCUGCGAUAUCGCCCGCAAAUGGAGUCAAAGAGGAGUCAGUGCUCAAAGUCGUAGCGCUGAAGACGCCACCAGCUGUUCCCCUACCAAGCCAAUUGCAUGUUCGUGCAGUUCGCGAUAGAGAGGCUCAACUGGAGAAAGAGAUGGAACAACGUGAACAGGACGAUGCCUACAAAUCACAGGUUGAUGAUGUUGCUUCGGAGGUUAAGCUCCUCCAGAAUCUCACUCACAUACCUGGUUUUACCGUCUUCCGCGACCUUACGAUUGUGCAAGGUAGACCUUCGGCUUCCUUCAACGACGCAUGGAAGGAAUGGAAUAAGGCGCGGCCACGUGGCAAGAAGAGCGAAUUUCCUGACCCCAGCAAGAAGGCUAGCUAUGAUGAGUUCCAGCUCUGGGCAGUAGUAGAGAUGCAAGACGCUGGUACGGAUGUCGAGAAGCUCAUGGAGACGGGAGGCAUGUCUUCGAUAUGGGAAGCCUGGGAUGUCUUCUGGGGCGUGGCGAUUAGUGUUGGAAAAGCAGAAGAGGCAUGUCGAUUCGAGCAUCGUGACUUGCACCUCGGUAACAUUUGCGUUCGAUCUUCACGCACAGGUGGGGACGUAACGAAGCCCUCUAUCAAAGAUCCUCUGCGCCGCAAACUCCGUUUCGCUGGUCUGGAUACAACGGUCAUUGACUACACCUUGUCACGCGCAGAUAUCCUUGCUUCCUCGUCCCAGUCUCGAAGGAUAUCAGCUAUGUCGCACGUCUCAAGCUCCACAGCCGCGUCUGCAAAUGAGGAAACGGCCAAUGUCGCUUAUCUGGAUCUCAAUAAGGAUCUCGCGCUCUUUCACGGCGACGCAAGUGAGGAAUACCAGUACGAAAUAUACCGUUACAUGCGCGGUGUGGCGGUCUUCGAUAACCCACUACAUGUUAUAUACGAUGAAUCGUUCGAUGCACCCGAAGAGGAACAAGAAGAGGAGGAACCAGAGCAAGUGCCCGUCACGCCUCGACACACACCUAGGAAGAACAACCACAUUCGCUUCGACUCGGAAGACGAGGAGCCAUCAGCGCUCCGAAGGUCGCCUAGGAAGCACAAGGACGUGGCUGCACCUGACAUUGAGCAAAGUCCAAAAGCAGAGGAGGAGCAGCCUGAAGAAGACGACGCCGACGUUUGGCGCGAUUUCCAUCCCAAAACAAAUCUCGUCUGGUUGCACUUCCUCCUCCACAAACUAAUGAAUCACCUUGCUGCUAUCUCUUCAGCACCACACCACGUCUCCUCCCGUCCCAUUAUUUCCAAACGCGAUGAGGUAGAUACGAAGAAAGUUGAGAAGAAGGCUAUGAGGCUGUACAAGGUCUUGCAGAGGGUCAGUGAGCUACUAUGUCCUGUCGCGCUGGGUAGAGAAGAGGGGUUGGGUAGUGCGAAGGAGUUGGUAGUGCUUGCGUUGGAAGAGCGGUGGAUUAGGGUUGAGGAUGUGGAGGGUUGA
This is a messenger RNA of Alternaria arborescens, 2247 nucleotides long. RefSeq lists its product as hypothetical. The transcript has a single exon. The record is from RefSeq and is a predicted model, not a curated record. Lineage: Eukaryota; Fungi; Ascomycota; Dothideomycetes; Pleosporales; Pleosporaceae. Gene Ontology annotation, molecular function: histone H3T3 kinase activity. Gene Ontology annotation, biological process: mitotic cell cycle; intracellular signal transduction. The coding region runs from base 1 to 2247 and encodes 748 amino acids. Gene Ontology annotation, cellular component: nucleus; cytoplasm.